Messenger RNA from Paracoccidioides lutzii Pb01, 387 nucleotides. RefSeq lists its product as hypothetical. The record is from RefSeq and is a predicted model, not a curated record. Bases 1 to 387 code for a protein of 128 amino acids. The transcript has 2 exons.
AUGGAUAGAUCGGAGGAACCUCAGUUAGGGUUGGGCGGGACGUUGUGGGGAGAACCGGCAACCUCGAAUGGAAGACCCCCACUUGCUAACGCCAAACUUCAACCGACUGACGAUCUAAAAUACGCCACACUCCGCUGGGAGCGGACAUACAUCGGAGAAAUUGCGUCUGAGUGGCUAGUGAGGCCAGACGUUCAAUUUCGCAUAGAAUCGAUGCUUUUGAUAUACCGUGUCCGAAAAGCAGACGAUAUAAGCUCCGUGGUUAUCCGAUGGCUGAAUGAGAAGAAGCUUGGAAGUGGAUCGAGUCGAUAUCCCGAAACUGAAACUAUUCAAACUACCGAAAUUGCCAUCGCCAGAUGGGGCCAAUCCGUAUAUCAACAUUGCAUAUAA